AUGGGUAUAAUUGCUUCAUACCAGUUUAUCAGUGUCCUGCUCUAUGCAAUGGAGAGAACAAAACAAGAGAACAAAAAUGGACCAUCAAAUGGAAAGAGGAAAAACUGGAAUCACCUCAGUAUAACCAAAAGAAAGGAAUCUACUACACAAGACAAUGAUGAAUUCAUGGUGUUGCUAUCCAAAGUUGAGAAAUCAUCAGACGAAUUCAUGGAAAUAAUGCAAACUUUAAGUAAUAUACAGGCUUUGGAGGACAGUAGAGAGCUUGAAAAUCUCAUUGGUAUCUCCCAUGCAUCAUGUGUCUUAAAAAGAGAAAUGCAGAAAACAAAAGACCUAAUGACAAAAGUAACAAAACAGAAACUAUUUGAAAAGAAGAAUUCAGGACUUCCCAACAAAGGCAUUUCGAAGAAAUGCACUCACUAUGAAAACGCCAACUUCUGUAUCUGCCUGAUCAUAUUUAAAGGAACAGAAGAAGUGUUUGUAAUUAAUCUGCCCAGUAUAUACCAGAUCAUAGCACAGGCAGGUGCAUGUCUAGAUAAAAUUUCUUGCAGCUAAUUUAAACUUUCUACACACACCAGUAGAUAAUCUCAACGUAAAUAAUACAUUUCUUCUUGACCCUUUAAAGUAAGCCAAUGUGUAGAAGAGGA
Orcinus orca (killer whale) is the source of this 644-nucleotide messenger RNA. RefSeq names its product centromere protein R-like. Gene Ontology annotation, cellular component: nucleoplasm. The record is from RefSeq and is a predicted model, not a curated record. The transcript is spliced from 2 exons. Bases 1 to 552 code for a protein of 183 amino acids. Gene Ontology annotation, biological process: regulation of DNA-templated transcription; CENP-A containing chromatin assembly. NCBI's taxonomy places the organism in Eukaryota, Metazoa, Chordata, Mammalia, Artiodactyla, Delphinidae.